Messenger RNA from Ficedula albicollis (Collared flycatcher), 1331 nucleotides. It is a transcript of the gene SERPINE2, whose product is annotated as serpin family E member 2. Gene Ontology annotation, biological process: negative regulation of plasminogen activation; negative regulation of endopeptidase activity. The record is from RefSeq and is a predicted model, not a curated record. The transcript is spliced from 9 exons. Bases 16 to 1326 code for a protein of 436 amino acids. Gene Ontology annotation, molecular function: serine-type endopeptidase inhibitor activity. Lineage: Eukaryota; Metazoa; Chordata; Aves; Passeriformes; Muscicapidae.
CUCCAACCAGGAAUCAUGAACUGGCAGUUUUCACUCCUCUUUGUUCUUGGGACUUUAAUGUCUGUAUGUUCCCAGUUCAAUUUUUAUCCUCUGGAGGAGCUUAGCUCUGAUGUUGGAAUCCAGGUCUUCAAUCAAAUAGUGAAAGCUAAGCCUCAGGACAAUGUUGUUGUUUCUCCUCAUGGGAUUGCAUCAGUCCUGGGGGUGUUGCAGCUGGGAGCUGAUGGCAAGACAAAGAAGCAGCUGACAACUAUGAUGAGAUACAGUGUAAAUGCAGCUGGAAGCAAAGAGGAGAGCCAGCAUCAUGAGACCAGCCAGCUCUCCCCGGACCACCAGCAAGUGCUCCGUGGACCACCAGUGGUUCACAGAAUACAGUUUGAGAACCUCUGUUAUGGAGUUGGUAAAGCCUUAAAGAAGAUAAACAGGCUGAUAGUCUCAAAAAAGAAUAAAGACAUUGUAACAAUUGCUAAUGCAGUGUUUGCAAAGAGUGGCUUUAAAAUGGAAGUGCCUUUUGUUACAAGGAACAAAGAGGUGUUUCAGUGCAGUGUCAAGAGUGUGGACUUCGAGGACCCAAAUACAGCAAGUGAUUCCAUCAAUCAAUGGGUGAAAAAUGAAACAAGGGGUAUGAUUGAUCAGGUUGUAGCUCCAGAUGAUAUUGAAGGCAGUUUGACCAGGCUGGUUUUAGUGAAUGCUGUGUACUUCAAGGGCUUAUGGAAGUCACGGUUUCGACCUGAGAAUACGAAGAAGCGCCCAUUUUAUGGAGCUGAUGGGAAGACCUACCAGGUUCCUAUGCUGUCCCAGCUGUCCAUCUUCCGCUGUGGCACUACAAGUACCCCAAAUGAGUUGUGGUACAACAUCAUUGAGCUGCCAUACCACGGGGAAAUGAUCAGCAUGCUGAUUGCACUGCCCACUGAAAGCACAACGCCGCUCUCUGCUAUCAUCCCCCACAUCAGCACAAAAACAAUAGGAAGCUGGAUGACAGCCAUGGUAGCAAAAAGAGUGCAGGUUAUUUUACCAAAAUUUACAGCAGAAGCAGAAACAGACUUAAAGGAACCUCUGCAAGCACUUGGUAUUACAGAUAUGUUUGACCAGUCAAAGGCAAACUUUGCAAAAAUAACAAGAACAGAAGGUCUUCAUGUAUCUAAUGUUCUGCAAAAGACAAAAAUUGAAGUUAGUGAAGAUGGAACCAAAGCCUCUGCAGCAACAACUGCAAUUUUAAUAGCUAGGUCAUCCCCUCCUUGGUUCAUAGUAGACAGACCAUUUGUAUUUUUCAUCCGGCACAAUCCUACAGGUACAAUCUUGUUUAUGGGACAAAUAAACAAACCUUGAAUGUG